This is a messenger RNA of Styela clava, 4602 nucleotides long. Its product is annotated as soluble guanylate cyclase gcy-31-like. Gene Ontology annotation, molecular function: heme binding; guanylate cyclase activity. Gene Ontology annotation, cellular component: guanylate cyclase complex, soluble. Gene Ontology annotation, biological process: cGMP biosynthetic process; nitric oxide-cGMP-mediated signaling; response to oxygen levels. NCBI's taxonomy places the organism in Eukaryota, Metazoa, Chordata, Ascidiacea, Stolidobranchia, Styelidae. The record is from RefSeq and is a predicted model, not a curated record.
AAAGAUAUUUUUAAAUACAAAUACUGCGAAUUGUGAUCAAAAUGUACGGUCUGUUGCUUGAAAGCGUAGCGGACUGCGUAAAAGAGAAAUGGGGUGAGACCGUUUGGGCAUCUCUCGUGGAGCAAGCAGGAAUUGGAUGGGGUGGAUUCUCUAUUCAUAAGGUAUACAGCGAUGUUCAUAUGGAAAGAGUAGCCCAAACUCUGUCGAAGAUUCUGUUCAUGAGCGAAGACGAAAUCAUGUUCAAGUUUGGCGCUCAUUUCAUGACUUUUGUCGCUGGAUAUGGAUACGAUCAAGUUACGAAAGUGCUUGGAAGGAAGUUGUGUGAUUUUAUCAACGGACUUGACAACCUACAUGAUUACAUAAGCAAUCUGUACAAGGAAAUACGUCCGCCAAGUUUCUAUGUUGAAAAAGAAGAUGAUAAAGGCCUAACUUUCCAUUAUCAUACUCCAAGAAAAUAUCUUCCAUUCGUUCAUUACGUUCGUGGAAUGAUAACGACUGCUGCUAGAAUUUAUUACAAAAUGGCUGAUUUCUCUGUAGCGGUGACAAAAGAAGAGCUAUUGGAUGGUGGGAUGCAUGCAAUCUACAGAGUUACGUAUACAAACAACAGUUUGGGUGUACAGGGACCAUGGAUGCCUGUUCUUCGGAAACUCCGAGAGGAAACACCGCUGACUGUACAUAGUGAUGUUUUAUUCAAUUCGUUUCCGUUCUCCAUUAUUUUUAGUGAGAGUAUGGAAGUACUUAGUUGUGGAGCUGGAGUUGUGAAAUCUUUUCCAACUUUAGUGGGAAAAAAGAUCACGGAUUUCUUUGUUUUGACCAAACCGUUUGGCAUCUCAUUUACCUGGGAUUUUAUGAGGAACCGACCGUUGAACGUCCUGGUUGAGAUGACAUCAACGGUGGCACUGUGGACUGAAUAUGAAGAAUACUUACGCUCACAGGAAAUACUUGACCCCGAAAAUGCACCACCCCCACCGAACAGAACCGAUUCACCACCAUUGAAACUACGUGGCACCACCGCUUAUUUGAAAAGCUGGAAUUCUGUUAUUUUUAUGUGUACUCCUGUAUUUGAGAGUUUGGACACGAUGAACGACAUUGGACUCUACAUAAGUGAUUUGAGUUUCCAAGACUCUGUUCAAGUGCUGUUAGUUGCUGGACCUCAACAAAGCGCAGAGCUUAAAAUAGCGCUGGAUAUGGAACAAGCUAAAAAUUCAAAGUUGGAAGAAACACUUGGAAAGUUGGACACGGAAAAUAAGAAAACAGACGCUCUUCUCUUCUCUAUGAUUCCAAGAGAAAUUGCAGAGAGGCUGAAGAAAGGAGAGAGUCCUAUAAAUAUCGCCGAAACGUUUCCAGACGUGACUGUGUUGUUUAGUGAUGUAGUUGGAUUUACUAACAUCUGCAGUCGAAUAACACCUAUGGAAGUUGUUGCAAUAUUGAACCAGAUUUACACUGUUUUCGAUACACUCAGUGAAAGGUAUGAAGUUUUCAAAGUUGAAACUAUUGGCGACGGUUACAUGGCUGUUUCGGGAGCACCUGUGCGAACCAAGAUGCACGCUCAGCAUAUUUGUGAUAUGGCACUCGAGAUGCAAGCUGGAAUUCGACAUUUGAAAGAUCCGUGGACGGGAUCUCCAAUAAGGAUUAGAAUUGGUAUUCAUUCCGGAGGUGUGGUUGCCGGCGUUGUUGGGCAGAAAAUGAUUCGAUACUGUCUGUUUGGAGACACAGUGAAUACUGCAUCAAGAAUGGAAAGCUGCGGGGAAGGAUGCGAGAUACAUAUCAGCAAAACUGUACGAGAUAGACUGGUUGUCACAGGUGCUUAUAAAAUCGAGGAUCGUGGGAUGAUCUAUAUCAAGGGGAAAGGUCAAAUGAGGACUUAUUGGCUCAAAGGAAAAACAAUCAAAACUAACAAUUCAACCGGACAAAGUUUUAUGGAAGAUUUGGUGUCUCAAACUACCGGAGUUAGUCCAAUGGAUCAAAAGAAAGCAUUAAAGAUUCUGCAUCCAGUUUUAGACAUUUCUAACGUGGAUUCCAAAAAGUCGGAGAGUAGUGCCGUAAAACAUACGAAACAGCCAAAUUGCGAUCGUCCUUUGCAUACACAGAUGAUGGUAUCAUCGGAGCAAGGAUCUGGGAAGCCUGAUGACUACAAAUCAGAAAAAUCAAUGAGUUUUAGACAAGCUCUUGAAGAAAUUGUGGAUAUCCAAACAAAAGAGAUAGCCGCUUACCAAGAGGGACAUUCUGUCGGACAAUAUAAUUAUGAUCAAUCCAAAACCAGUGGAGAGAGUCGAAUGUUACUUUCAAUACGUGAAGCAGAGGGAGAAGCCACGGGUAUGAUUCCGUUUGAAGAAGAAAAACUGCAAUACGAUUACCACUGCAAAAACGACAUUAACCCACCAGAACUGAUAGGACCUCAGCACGGGGGAAAGACAUUUCUUCAAAUCACAGAGGGAAACCGUGGCCUGAAAGAUAAUUUAAAUGUGAUAGCUUCUACGAUUCAACAAUCCCAAAUGAAUCUAGAUGCUCUUCCCGCGGAGACGAAAGGACGACAAACAAAUUUUAUGCACACUGAUGAAAAAUUGAACCAUACCAGUGCGACACAGGUACCGAACAACUUUUUUCCCGACAGUACGGGCGAUAAGUCUAAUCGUGGCGGGUUGGAUGUGGUUGAAAAUAUAAAUAGCGCUUCGCGAAGAAACAUUCAAGGCAAUCAGUGUAUGCCCGACAACACAGCAAUCGACAUUCUUGCAACAAUGUCGUCUAAGUCUAAAACAGAAAGUUCACCCGAAUUAACAAGAAGCCCAAUUGCAAUCAGGUUAGGAGAGAUUUACGGAAAACCUAAGGUAAGUGACAACAUCAAAUCUCCUAGACCUCGAGCUCCUGCGACUACGCUCCAACUGAUGAACGAAGAAGAAAUUUGCAAGUCUGUUACAAUUCAACCUGCUCCGCCUUCUAAAACUGGACCAGACAAAACAAACAAAAUGAAUGGUGUUAGAAAAAUUGGAGGAAAGGUCGAAAAAUCUACGAUCAAGAAUGAUUCCGGAUCUGAUGAACUUCCUGAUCCUCCCCGAUCGAUUGGCGCCCUCAACAUACUUGCAACAAAAUAUCAAAACAACCAAAAACGUGAUGGAAGAAAGGCGUACAUAAGCCCUUCUAAGGCGGAAUAUCGUGUCAGUGAUGAACACCUCAAAAAUGAGCACGCAGUCAGACAAUCUCCUUGCAUAAGGUCUGAUCCUUCUGCUAAUUAUCACUUAGAACAAGCAUCAUUUAACAGAAGAACAGCUGGAAAAAGCACCUCUCGACCACGCCGUAAAAAUGUUGCACCAGAGGCAAUAACCGUCAUUCGACGAAAAAAAUCUAUCUCAUUAUCGGAAGAUGUUAGACAAGAAGAUUCACCAAUGAGACAAAGAAAAACCAAAUCUGCAAACAUGGAACGGCACUCAGCCGUGUGUGUCAUUUGCUGAGGUGUUGAAAUUUAGUAAAAAAGUUUUUCCAAGAAGUUGAAACAAAUCAAAAUAAGGAUUUUCUAAAAUGUUAUCUAUAACGACUAAUACAAGUAAUACUUGUUGUUAACACAAUAUAAUCAAUUGAAAUAUUUCAAUGUAAUUACUGGAAUGCUUUUUGUAAUUAUGAAAUAAGGCUGGUAUAUUCAAUAUCAAUCGUCUACUUUUAUACAUGGAAUUAAAAAAAAAUUUCAAUGCGAAUCACAGUUUUUGUUUAUAUAAAUCGCGUCACAUACUUUUCUCAUUCGUAGUUUCUAGCUGAAUAAUCACUUUGAAUGAAGAAUCCUUUUUAGAAAAUUAGUAACGUAAGAAAAAAGUAUAGAGAUAGUCAAUGUAUGUGUGUGUUGUCCUUUAUGAGUGACCGUUCAAUACAACGUGAUGUCUUUUCAUUUAUUGUCAUUUUCAUAUGUGAUUUGUAUUAUCAAUAUAAUAUUUUCCACUCGUGAUAUCCCGUAACGUAUUUAUUCAAAAUAACCAAGUCCAACUCGUUUGGAAAUACAUUUAUAUUUGGCAACGCAAUAUUAAAAUAAAUGAGUAGUUUUUUGUUUAUCUUGAAAACAUGUAAAAAUCGCGCCAUUUACUGAAAUUUUUUCUGGAAGAGGUUCCCGCACUGAACUUCAUAAAAUCUUGUGGAUUCAAUUUUCAAUUACCCCUCAAAUAUUUAUAAUCACUCAUGGCGUUUAGAAUUUUGUUUUAAUCCUACUUCUAAAGUCACCAAAAGUUAUAAUACCGUAAUUGAAUUACGCUCCAAUUGCAAUGUUGGUGAAAUUUUAGUCGGGUUUCUACAGUUCUUGCUUGGAAGUAAAGUGAAAGAUUUCACUAAAAAAAUCUUUUGAUACUCUUAUGUUUUGUUUUCAAUUUUAAUGUUGUUUUUAUAUAUUGUCGUCGUAUAUCAAAACUAUUAACAUUCUGGCUGGUUGGGAAUCUUGAUGUUUUUUUUUUCAUUCAUAUUGGGUAAUUGGAUUGGUCUCUGUUUCAGAUAAACUUUUCGCAAUUGUAUGUGUUCAUGACAUCAUGUGACUUGCAUUGUUUGGUCACAAUUAUCAACAAUACAUACACGUGAUUAUUAUUUCUUUUUCUCAAUUUGAAAUAAAUGUUUGAAUGUUGUCUCAAA